CCAAAUCUCCGAGCAACAUGCCACCUCCACCAUCUUCAACUCCUCCGACUAUGCCUCCACAACAAUAUGCUCCACCACCACAAUCUAGUCCUCCUACCACACCUCCAACAAACUACUCACCUCCAUCACAGUCUAGCCCACCUGCUACACCUCUGAGCAGCAAGCCAUCUCCACCUUCUUUAAGUCCCACGGCUACACCUCCAUCAAGUCCACCUCCAUUAUCUCCAAGUGCUCCUACCACACCUCCAGCAAAUGAACCAUAUAACCAGCCACCUCCACCAUCCUCUAGUACUCCUGCCAUACCACCACAAUCUACACCUCCGCCAUCUUCAAGUCCACCUACCAUGCCUCCAACCUAUGCCCAGCCACCUCCAACAACAUCUAGUCCCCCUACCACACCUCCACAACAAUCUAGUCCACCACCACAAUCAAGUCCUCCUCCUACACCUCCAAAUGACCAAACUCACAACCAGGCACCACCAUCAUACAAUGUCCCAGAUUGGAACAAAGGGUGGCAACAAAUCAACAAUGUCCGGGAUGCCAUGUACUGGCAAAUUGGGAAAUCUAUUGUGCAGCAAUUGAUACAGAAUAACCAGUACUUUACUCUCAUUGAUGUGCUUUGGGCAAGCACGAUGCCUGCUGGAAUUGGAAACAACUACUUCCUAGUGUUGAAACUGGCAGAUGAAUACAAGAAAGCCGGCAGGUACCAUGCAUUUGUGUGGGGUGUGCCCCAGCAGCCAGAGUUCCCAUGGAAAAUAUUGUCUUUCCAGUAUGUGGGGAACUAAGUUAUGAUGUGUUGCAUCCAUAAUUGCGGCACUACAAUUGUUGGAGAGCAUAUUAUACGACUUGUGUUGGUCUCCAUGUUGUAGUUUUCUUCGAUGUUAUCUUGUUGUUGUAGCAAAG
Messenger RNA from Panicum virgatum (switchgrass), 903 nucleotides. Its product is annotated as pollen-specific leucine-rich repeat extensin-like protein 3. The record is from RefSeq and is a predicted model, not a curated record. NCBI's taxonomy places the organism in Eukaryota, Viridiplantae, Streptophyta, Magnoliopsida, Poales, Poaceae. Bases 18 to 785 code for a protein of 255 amino acids. Gene Ontology annotation, molecular function: cysteine-type endopeptidase inhibitor activity. The transcript has a single exon.